Messenger RNA from Aureobasidium namibiae CBS 147.97, 492 nucleotides. RefSeq lists its product as uncharacterized. The transcript has a single exon. Gene Ontology annotation, cellular component: mitochondrion. Lineage: Eukaryota; Fungi; Ascomycota; Dothideomycetes; Dothideales; Saccotheciaceae. The record is from RefSeq and is a predicted model, not a curated record. The annotation marks the transcript as partial.
CACCAUACCUCUCUAUCCGAGUUCCUCAGCUACGCCGAUGCUGUACAUCUCUCACCUACAAGCACAGUCUACCGCGGCACCCACUACGAAUACACCGUCGCAAACGCUCUCGAGCGUCUCGCUUUCUCCUUGACCCGUGUCGGCCGUGCUAGCGAUCUCGGUAUCGACCUACUCGGUAGCUGGGCCGUGCCUUCUCAUCCUGCACCUUUGAACGUUUUGAUACAAUGCAAAGCAGAGACACCCAAACCGAGUAUGGUCAGGGAGCUGGAAGGUGCUGUUGUCGGCGCUCCUGCAGCGUACAGAGGAGAGGGCACCAUAUCAAUCCUGGCUGCUGCUAAAGAGGCUACCAAGGGAGUAAGAGAUGCUGUGGGUAGGAGUCGUCUACCCAUGGCUUACCUGAACAUCACCACCGAGGGAAGAAUCAGGCAGUUUGUCUGGAAUCACGCUGCUGUACACUGUGGCUUGGAGAGUGUAGGCGUUGCAUUGAGGUAU